Sorghum bicolor (sorghum) is the source of this 2447-nucleotide messenger RNA. RefSeq names its product external alternative NAD(P)H-ubiquinone oxidoreductase B1, mitochondrial. Bases 277 to 2031 code for a protein of 584 amino acids. NCBI's taxonomy places the organism in Eukaryota, Viridiplantae, Streptophyta, Magnoliopsida, Poales, Poaceae. The transcript has 10 exons. The record is from RefSeq and is a predicted model, not a curated record. Gene Ontology annotation, molecular function: calcium ion binding; NADH dehydrogenase activity.
AUUUUAUUUUUAUUUUACACGUAGUACUCCGUACUUGGGACAGGUCAGAGGGAGCUGCCGACCUGCCGUCCCUGGGAUCCGUCCCUGUUGCUGCGACACAUCCGCAGCCGCUAGCCAAUGUGCGGCGACCAAGGGAGCUACUACUAGGACUGAGCUGGUAGGCUAGGCUCUUCCAUCGCUCUCCUUGCGUUCUCCGGUCUCAGCGGAUCGCUCAUCGUUCGGUAUUGGGGGUUCUUCGGGACUCAGUAAGGUCUAAACUCUGAAGGCGAGCAAAGGAUGGGAUUCUCCUUCUUCACCUACCGAGCCGGUGCUCGAUUGCUGGACGGGAUCGCGCGCCCCGGCGUCUCCACCGCAGCACUUCUGUUCGCGGCGGCCAGUGGCGGCGGCCUUGUGGCUUACGCGGAUUCCGCUGCAGAGAGUGCUCCGGAGCCAUCUCAGGGUGCUCCCAAGAAGAAGCUGCUGGUUCUUGGGACUGGCUGGGCUGGGACGUCAUUCCUGAAGAACCUCGACUGCUCCCAGUAUGAAGUGAAGGUCAUCUCGCCCCGGAACUACUUCGCAUUCACGCCUCUGCUUCCGAGUGUCACGUGUGGGACUGUCGAGCCGCGCAGCAUUAUUGAACCUGUGCGGAGGAUGUUUGAGAAGAAAAACAAGGAUGUCACAUUUUGUGAAGCAGAGUGUUUCAAGAUUGACGCAAAUAAAAAAACUGUACAUUGCCGUUCUGCUGUUGGAACUAAUCUUGAUGGGAACGGUGAUUUUAUGUUAGAUUAUGAUUACUUAGUUGUUGCUCUUGGAGCUACUGUAAGUACAUUUAACACUCCUGGAGUGCUGGAGCACUGCUGCUUUUUGAAGGAAGUAGAGGAUGCUCAGAAGAUACGGAGAUGUGUGAUAGAUUGUUUUGAAAAAGCAUCACUUCCAAAUAUUAGCGCCGAGGAGAAAAGGAAAAUUCUACAUUUUGUAGUUAUUGGUGGUGGACCUACUGGAGUUGAAUUUGCAGCAGAGAUGCAUGAUUUUCUUGUCGAAGAUUUGGUGAAACUAUACCCUGCCAUUCAAGACUUUGUGAAGAUAACAAUUAUUCAAUCGGGAGAGCAUAUAUUGAAUAUGUUUGAUGAAAGAAUAGCUGCAUUUGCUGAACAGAAGUUCCAGAGGGAUGGCAUCGAAGUGUGCACAGGCUUCAGAGUGAUAAAGGUGUCUGAUGAUUCGAUUACAAUGAAGAGCAAAUCAGCUGGCAAGGAGGUAUCAGUGCCUUAUGGAAUGGCUGUUUGGUCUGCUGGCAUUGGUACUCGUCCUGUCAUCAUGGACUUCAUGCAACAAAUUGGGCAGACUAAUCGACGUGCCUUGGCAACUAAUGAGUGGUUAAGAGUUCGUGAGUGUGAAGGUGUCUAUGCAAUUGGUGACUGUGCUACAGUGAGUCAAAGAAAAAUAAUGGACGAUAUUUCAAUGGUAUUCAAGAUGGCAGACAAGGACAAUUCUGGCACUUUAACACUGAAAGAGAUCAAUGAUGUUUUAGAAGAUAUAUGUAUAAGAUAUCCACAAGUAGAGCUUUAUAUGAAAAGUAUGCACAUGCUUGAUAUUGCGGAUUUAAUAAAAGGCGCAAUAGGUGAUUCUCACAAGGAGUCUAUGGUGGUUGACAUAGAGGAGUUCAAAAAAGCUCUGAGCCAUGUUGAUUCCCAAGUGAAAAAUGCUCCAGCAACAGCUCAGGUCGCUGCGCAACAAGGACAGUAUCUCGCUGAAUGUUUCAACAAAAUGGAAAAAUGCAAAGAGGAUCCAGAAGGCCCUUUGCGCAUGACAGGGGGGUCUGGCCGUCACUUUUUCCGCCCAUUUCGCUACAAGCAUUUCGGGCAAUUCGCACCCCUGGGUGGAGAACAAGCCGCUGCAGAGCUCCCGGGCGACUGGGUCUCCAUGGGCCACAGCACUCAGUGGCUCUGGUACUCUGUGUAUGCCAGCAAGCAGGUGAGCUGGCGCACGAGGGUGCUGGUGGUUUCAGACUGGACGCGCCGGUUCAUAUUCGGGAGGGAUUCAAGCCGAAUUUAGCGCGCCCCGCCGCCGAGCCAGAUGCAUCGGCAUCGUCGUCCUUCUUCUGCACAGGGAUUUCUUUUGAAGAAUAAUCGAUUUGCUGCUGGAGCUUGAGCAAGCAAAGCUGUUCCUGUUUCCCGCCUCGCGCCAGGUCCUGCCAACGAAACUGCUCUUCUUUCAUCUGUGUCUGAUGCACGGUGUUCCUUUUCCUUGCUCCUGCUACAUGGUGGCAGUGGCUCUCAACAUGUGAAGCAGGCAAGCAGCUUUGGAAGAAAGAGGCCCACUUUUUUAGCUUUCACUGUAGCCCCGUUUGGAACAUGGCAUCAGAUUCUUGCCGCGAGAAUCGAACCACUUCACGUGAAAUUGUCGCGAGCCAUUGUUCGUUUGCACACAUGCCGUGCAAGUUCGUUGUUAUGGAGUGAACUGUUGCUGCA